This is a messenger RNA of Phascolarctos cinereus (koala), 4731 nucleotides long. NCBI's taxonomy places the organism in Eukaryota, Metazoa, Chordata, Mammalia, Diprotodontia, Phascolarctidae. The record is from RefSeq and is a predicted model, not a curated record.
CCUUCUGAAUUCAUUACCUUAAUUACACUGAGAAGUCUUCACUGGGACAUCCCAUUCAGGAUCAUUCCCUUUCUCAAAUGUGCUCCUCUUAAUACUUAGCCCCAUGAUACCCCAGCCAGAAAUCUCACUAUUGCAGUAUUAACUUGGAUUGUAUAUGGGGAAAAAAACCCUAAUACUUUAAAUCUUCCCUUUGGGGGUUUUAUUCUUAUUCAUUUCCUAAUAUCACUGUUAGCAUUCAAAUGAACAGAACUGAAGCAUAUUCAAGGGGCCAUCUGGAUUUUUAUGAGUAGGCACCCACACACUGAGCAAAUUCUUAAAAUAACAGUUUUCUAAAAACCAGUUUUAGAAGCAGUCAUGGUCUCCUGCCACAAACUAGGGGAAGGGAAUCUAGAACAAUUACCCCACCCCACUUAAAGUAAAUAAGUGACUAGAUGCUAGCCAGAUAACCUUAACCAGGCAAUCAUAGGUUUUGGACUAAAUGUGAAAAAGUCCUUGUUUAAUUUAGAUAUCUUUGAAAACUACUGGAUUAAUUAGAGUGAAUAUAAGCAGUGUAUUCAGAUCGAUUGAGGAAUUUUGGUCACAUUCUCUGGGUCACCUAUAAACUAGCAUACCCGUUCAGUACCCAGGGAUUCAAGUGUCUGGCAGGUAAUGGUGGAAGCCUUCCAACCAAAGCCCUGAGAAGGAAUCACCUGGGGGAAGAAGAGCCCUAGUCCCAGCUUUGAUCUGGGUCACUGUUUCAGUCUUUCUCCUCUCCACUCUUGGCCAGAGCGGGACCGUGAGGGCUAUGUGAAUUUUUAAGAGUUCAGAAGAUUUUGUACUCUCAAACUGAUCGGCCAUGUCACCCCUUCCCCGCUUCGAUAAAUGCCCUAUAGCCCCCAGCAUCUCCAGUAUCAUAUAUAAAACUCUCUGUUCGGCAUCCAAAGCCUUUCAGAAUCUAGUCUCUUCCCGGCUUUCCAGUCUUCUUACACUUCAUACCACUCACCCACUGUGCAAUUUCACUGGCUGUCCCCGAAACCUGGAACUCUCUCCCUGCUCUUCCCGGCCCCGUGGUUUGCUUCAAGUCUCAGGGGUUUGCCUGAAGAAAAGAAAAAAAUCUGGAGGGAAAUCUCCCUCAGACGUAGACCCCUGCUAGAGAGCCUUCCCCCAGUUACCCAGGCCCAGGAUGACUGAAGCAUCCAAGAGGCUCAUAGCUCUGGGCCCCCACCUCCCAGAGGACCAGGAGAGAAUUCUAAAAGUGAAGGCAGAGGAAGACCACGCAUGGGGGUGGAAGGGAUCCAGACUUCAAGAUCCCCUUCCACACACCAGAGACAUUUUCAGACAACGAUUCAGACAGUUUUGCUACCAAGAGACUCCUGGGCCACGCGAGGCCCUAAGCUGCCUUCAGCAACUUUGCCAUCAGUGGCUUAGGCCAGAGAUCCACACCAAGGAGCAAAUCUUGGAACUGCUAGUGCUGGAGCAGUUUCUGGCGAUCUUGCCUGAGGAGCUCCAGACCUGGGUACAGCAGCAUCAUCCAGAGAAUGGAGAGGAAGCCGUGACUGUGCUGGAGGAUUUGGAAAGAGAACUUGAUGAACCAAGACAGCAGGUCCCAUCAGGUGCUCUUGAACAGGAAGUGGUCUUGGAGGAAAUAGUACCCCUGGAAGGAGGCCAGGAGUCUUCAGGUGCCCAGCUCAGAUCCGUGGAGGCCAAUCUGGAAUGUGAAUCUCCAGAACCGCACACCCUACAAGACAAUGGAUCAUUUCUGUGGUUCUCCAUGAUGUCUCAACAUGCAGGAGAUGAAAACAUUGUUAGUUCAAAUGGAAAUGAAGUAGAAAUACAGCCAAAAAGCAUGAGAGAAAAGUUCCUUAGAGAUCUUGCAAGUCUACUGAAAAGCAAAAGUAAUAACACAAAGAUAUUUUCUAAAGAGAAAUACUGUCAACUCAUAAAGGAAGUAAAAGAAGCUAAAGCAAAGGCAAAAAAGGAAUCCAUUGAUUAUCGCCGUUUGGCCAGAUUUGAUGUGAUCCUUAUACAAGGAAGUGAGAAACUGAUUGAGGCUGUUAAUGGAGAAACAGAAAAAAUACGAUAUUAUUUACACAGUGAAGAUUUAUUUGACAUCUUGCAUGAUACACAUCUCAGUAUUGGACAUGGUGGGCGUACCCGUAUGGAAAAAGAGUUGCAACCAAAAUACAAAAAUAUCACAAAAGAGGUUAUAAUGUUAUACUUAACUCUUUGCAAGCCUUGUCAACAAAAGAAUUCAAAGCCACCAAAAAAAUGUAUUGUGUCUAAGCCCAUAAAGGAAGUCAAUUCAAGAUGCCAAGUUGAACUCAUUGACAUGCAGUUAAAUCCUGAUGGUGAAUACAAGUUUAUUAUGAGUUAUCAGGAUCACCAAACAAAAUUAAGUUUUUUGCGGCCAUUAAAAUCAAGAAGGUCUGAGGAAGUGGCACAUGCUUUGUUGGAUGUUUUUGCAAUUAUUGGAGCACCCAGCGUUUUACAGUCUGAACACGGAAGAGAUUUUUCUAGCCAGAUCGUCAAUGAACUGAGCGUGAUGUGGUCAAAACUAAAAAUUGUCCAUGGAAAGCCUCGGCCCUGUCAGGACCAUAGUUCUGUGGUACAACCUAAGGACGACAUCCAGAGUAUGAUGAUCUCCUGGAUGCAAAAGAACAACUCCUUGCACUGGUCGGAAGGUCUUUGGUUCAUUCAAAUGAUGAAAAAUCGACCCUUUCACAGAAACAUGCAGCACACUCCGUCUGAAAUUGUAUUUGACUCAGGAAACAAAGUUGAGCUGUCUAUUUCUAACUUAGCUGAAGACAUUGACCAUCUGAACACAGAGGGUCAUUUAGAACAAUCUGAAAAAAAAGCAGGAAGUAGCCUGAAAGUUAAUGAGGCUGGAACUGAUAGUAGUGACAUGGAAGAGAACCUUAAUAUAACAACUCCUAAAGUAGCUGAACUCACUUCUACCCCUCAGGGCAGCUUAAAUUUUUCAUCCUGUGUGGUUUGUGAAAAAGAAUGGACUGGUGCUUGUUGUAAACUGUGUAAUAGGGAUGUCCAUGCAAUCUGUGGCAUUUCCUCCUGGGAUGAAGUGGAAGGAUGUAGCCCAAAAGUCACAUGCAGUUUUUGCUGUGGGACUCAAACAAUGAAAAGGAAGCAUACCAGUACCCAUGGAAGUUUGCCUACCCAGGCAUCAAAAAUGCUGAAACAAUCAGAGUCCAAGUUUUCAACAGCCAAAGUAGGAGACUGGGUGAGAGUUUGAAUGUCGAAUAUAGGCUGAGACUGAAGGAAACCUAGAAGCUCUGAUCUUGAUGAGUGAUAAGGGUAUAAAUAUGAUAUGAAGCACGUUUGACCGAAACAAAGUUCUUUGAAGUUAUGGCCAUUGUGAAGUCAAUUUUUCUAUAGAAGGGCUAAUGAUUCUGAAUGAUGUUUCUAAGGAAGAAGGUUAGGAGCUAUAACUUUCAGUCACAUCUCUAUUAUUGGCCUGUCCUUGUGGAUUUUAGAUCUUUAGUUCUUUUUCAGUGGAGAGCACUGGGAAUAGCUAAGAAGUAAGGGUCCAGAGAUGAGUGUAGGGUGUGUGUGUGUGUGUCUGUGUGUAUCUGUGUGUGUGUGUGUGUCAGUAUGUAGGGUAUGAAGGUAAGAUUUGGGAAAGAUUUUAUGUUAUGUAGGGAAAUGAAAGUGAAUUUGGGUGGGGAAGUCAGUUGAGACAUGGUAUUGACUUGUGGUGGAAAUUUGAGUGUGGAGGCUCCAGGUUGGUUUAUUUGGGAAAGAGUUGAAUUCAGCAAGGACAUAACAUUUCAGAUUUAUGUUCCAGGGAUGAAGUUAGGUAGAGGAGAAUUGAAGUCAGACAGUGGUUUUGAGAUUAAGGGGUAUGUGCUCAAUUCAGGAUUUUUGAGGUAGAAAGGUAAGCUUGGCCAAAUUGGAGGAAGGGGCUGAAUUCAGACAGGAGGGUGGAUUAUUUUAGGGUGGAAAGUGCAGUGGAGUGGAAAUAGUGAGUUUAGCUGGUAGGAGGUGAGUUUAAGCAGGGGAUUUGGGAGAUGGGCUAGGGAGUUUAAAUUGGAGGAAUAAGGACAGUUUAUCCUAGGAGUUGGGCGCUUUGAAAUGAAGCAGGAUGGAUGAUUGUGGUAGUAAAAUGAAUUUGAGCACAGUGUUUCAGGUGUUUGGGUCAGUAUCUGGGCAAAUGUAAUGAGUUGAGAGCAGAGGAAUAGUUUUUAUAUUGCAUCCCUGGCAUCCAGACUGAGCCUUUGUUAUUUUUGUGGAAAAGAUCAAUAAAGUGUUACAGACCAGUGAAUGAGCAGGAUGUCAGGUCAAACGGGGCACUGGAGGUCCAGUGAGGGACUGAGGAUUUAGGUGUUUGUAAGAAUACAUAUGGAACAUACCAAAAUCAUUAUAGAAAGUGAGAUCCAGGCAGUGUGAUGCUGAAAGAUGCCUAGGUAAAACUAAAGAUUUUUUAAAAUUCAAAAUGCCACUAAUACUUCAGAUUUUUUUUUAACAGAAAUGUGAAAACUGACAAUGGGCUGGCUUCCCAAACUGAGGAACUGGGGAAAGAAAAGAUUUUCUAACCCAGCUCUGCAACCUCCGUUGUGUUAUAUGCUUUGCUGUAUUUUGAUUUUUAAUAAAACCUGAUAGCCUUUACAAAAUUCUGUUUGGGCGGGAUUUAAGGUGACUUUCUUCUUGUUCUUUUACUUUGCCAUCUCCUUUUAACUGGUCAUAAUACGGAACUGAAGUCUAUGUUUUUUUAAAAUCUUGUAUUCAUUGAAUAAAGGU